This is a messenger RNA of Schistocerca gregaria, 2752 nucleotides long. RefSeq names its product sorting nexin-21 (gene Snx21). NCBI's taxonomy places the organism in Eukaryota, Metazoa, Arthropoda, Insecta, Orthoptera, Acrididae. The record is from RefSeq and is a predicted model, not a curated record. The transcript is spliced from 7 exons. Gene Ontology annotation, biological process: protein transport. Gene Ontology annotation, cellular component: early endosome membrane. Bases 378 to 1181 code for a protein of 267 amino acids. Gene Ontology annotation, molecular function: phosphatidylinositol phosphate binding.
GUCUGAUGUGUUUCUAUUGACAUAGACUCAAACAACAUUGUAGACCUGAUAAUUUCUGUAGUACAUAAUUCCUUUUGCGCUGAAUAUGUUUUUGGUUUGCAUUCGUGGUAUCUGCCUUGCAUUCUUUUGACUGCUUUCCCCCUUUUCUUUCUGUUUAUCUGCUUAGAGUUACAACAGUGAUUUCCUGCAACUGGACCUCUUACAACAUAUCUGUACGUUGUGUUUACAUGGAAGGGCUUUGACUGAUGCGUCAUCAGUAGUGAAGUAGUGGGGGUGGGGAAAGGUAAACAAAUGUUCGCAGUCCAGAGCGUUGGUAGCAAAUUCACAUAGAUGAAGUAUUAUUGUUUCCACAGGCAGCGGCCAGCGUGGGGCGCAAAAUGAAUGAUAAAACAGAUAACCUUCUGAAUGGUGGCCAGGAUCUUGAAAACUUGGUUCUUGGUGAAGAACCAGAUACACGACUGGAACAAGGAACACUGAGCUUUAGUGAGACCCCAGGAGCGCAUAGUGAAGCCAGUGCCCAUAUAAAGUCGUGGUCAAAGGUGAAACGAGGUGUUAUUAGCAAUCACAAUUCAACAGAGGAAAAUGAAGUGGAUGAUGCAGCCAUUUUUGCAGAGCCUGUUCUCAAGUUUGAAAUAGUGUCUGCGAGGACAGUAGAAAAAGAAAAUGAAAAGAAACAUGUGGCAUACACAUUAAUGAUUCGUAAGGAUGGUGUACAACCUGAUCCAAACCCUGCUGUCAUCGAGCGACGUUACACAGAUUUCCUUGAACUUUAUGAUGGAUUGCGGCGAAACUUUCCAGUGUUAAUGACAGGCAUUCCUUUCCCCAGAAAGGUCUUGACAGGUAAUUUGAAUCCUAGUCUCAUAUCUGCCCGAAGUUCAGGAUUUGAGGCUUUAUUGGAACAUAUAGGUCGUGAAACACAGUUGAGAGAGUCUGCUGCCCUCAUGAACUUCUUACAGAAUAGGGAAGAGGCAGAAGCUCGACAUUGGAUGCAAGCUCAGCAGUAUGACCAAGCUGUCCCCCUUCUUGAAAACAUCUUCAGAUUGCUCAAUAAAUUGUACACUGACAGGCAUCCAGCAGUCCUGUUGGCACUGUGCCGUCUUGUAGCAUGCAGCCAUGCAGCAGGCAUUGGUUUUGCAAAACAUUCAGCAAAAGAUUCCAUCAACAUAAGGAAGUCUAGUUAAGAGUUGUCGUCACUUCUUGCAUAAUAUUUAGUGUUAGCCAUUUAGCCUAUUUAUCAUAUUAAUAUACAUAGUUUUGUGUACCUGUAAAUAUUUUAGAAAUAAACAUUGAUAUUAAACCAAAUGUUACUUAUUUCAAAUGGGUAAAUAAUAAUAAUAAUAAUAAUAAUAAUAAUACUUUGUGUGUGUGUGUGUGUGUGUGUGUGUGUGUGUGGUAUAAUUUAGAAGGGCUUUUGACUGAAACCAUACUUGUUUAGCAGUCUCUUUGUUGUGCUGUCACCGACCCAGUAUCUCCAGUAUUUGGUAUCAGUCUAACCUGUUUGUUAUGUAAUGUUGUCAUUAUUCUAUCCUGAAUUUUCAGUUGAGGAUGAGAAUAAUUUAAACAGUAAUAAUCACUGUUACAGGAUGCUUGUAAGACAAAACCAGAUAAACAUUGUAAUGUUGAUGCUGUGUUUUAAAUUUAAAAAACAAAGUAAUUAUUAUCAAACUACAGAAACUCGGGGUUGGAAUAUCAACAAUAUUAGGAAAAGGAUAGCUUGCUACUCACAGUAAAGAUGACCUGUUGAGCUGUAGACAGGCACAAUGAAAAUACUGUUACACAUUAUAGCUUUGAGCCAAAGCCUUCUUCAGCAAAGAAAACACACACACACACACACACACACACACACACACACACAGAGAGAGAGAGAGAGAGAGAGAGAGAGAGAGAGAGAGAGAGAGAGAGAAAAUAUGCCCAUGUGUAUCUGUAUAGAUGCAGUCUCUUAUCCACAAAGCUAAUACUACUGUGGCUAUCCAAAUCUGUGCAGACCUCUACCUGUAAUUUAUGAAUUCUGAGCAACAUAUAUAAUUUACAGUGCCUCUAACUUUAAAAAGAAACUGUCACAGGAUUCUGUAUUUAACGUAGAGAAAUUUUCUACAUUACAUUGCAUAUGGAACUCGCAGCAAGCUGAAGUCAUAUAAGAUUUUCUUGUCUUGUCAUUGCUACUUGAAAAUAUUGUAUAACAACAUGAAUUUUUACAUUUUUUUGGGAUGAUUUUAUGUAGUGUGUUGUAGUAAUGAAACACUCAUGUGUUUCCAUUGAAUUUAAAUUGAUAUUUAUGAUUGUAUUGUAUUUCAAUGAUUUGUACUGUUUGGCUGUAACAGUUAUAAAUUGUACAGUGGCAAACUGAAAAGAAUUUUAUUUGUUAAUGUCUUGUUAUUCCUGCUUGUUGAAGUGUUCCUGUGUGGGCAUCAGUGGCGCCUUUGUCGUGGUAGUGUCCUUUUGCCAUAUCUAACAACAAAGCUUGGUGUGUUUUGGUUUCUUGAAUGAUUCUUGUCCAGUUAGCUGACUUUUCAGAAAUUGUGCUUUUACUGCUCUGUAAUGUAUAAUUAACUGUGCCGUGUCAGAACUUGACAUCAUGUAUGUGAUUUCCACUAGAGAAUUUAUUUUAUUGAACUGAUUUGUUACACAUGACUGAUUUUAUGAAUUGUAGGUACAAAUUUUAUUUCUAAAUGUACAUUAUUGUAUUUAAAUUGCAUUCAGUUUGAAGAUUGUGUUGAUAAUUGUGUAAUAAAUGUUAGUGGCGGCUUCGAAA